CGUUGAUUUAUGGAACGCCGAGCGUACCGUAGACAAAGUGCACCGAAAACAAGACAAACAUCACUUUCUAAAAAAUGUCUUCUCACAAUACCAUUCUCCCAAGACAACUUCAAACUUCAUUAUUACAAGCUUCAUCGCGUUUGUAUGAAUCAGCAUGUCCAAACUUGGGUAGAAGUGUAAUAUCCAAGGUACAUGAAUUUACAGCAGCUAAAAAGGAUGCUACGAGACAGCACUGCAUACACUGCCAUAGUCCCUUGCAUCCAGGUGUGUGUAGGGUCAAGCUGUAUCCCAGGCCUCGGAUAACAAGAGAGAUUGAACGUCUGAAGAAGAGACUUGACAAUCCCAGAGAUGGCUCUCUCAGUUCUACUCAGAAGAAGAAGGUCAAGAGAUGGAUGAAUAGCAAGAACAUCUUGGUUAUUUGCUGCAGCUUUUGCAAGAAAACUAAUAGAAUUCCAUGUGCCAAACGAUCUGAAAGACCACAAAGUUUAGAAAGCCAAGCUUCACAGAACGUCUCGUUUCAAGAUUCUGCGUCCAGAAAACGUAAAAGGAGAUCAGAAUCCACUGAUCCACUCUCAAAAUUGGCAACGUCAUCGACUGGGGGAAAUUUUGUGAGUCCACCAUCCAAAAAGCAGAAAAGACAGUCUUCCUCAAGUAGUACCUCACUAACAUCAUCAACACCAGGAAGAUUAGUUCAUAGUAUUGAUGCACCACACCCCAGCCCAUCAGGAAGAUCAAGUAGAAGUGCUAAGAAAGACAAAUACAGACAGCUCCAAACCAUGUUGAAAUCAGCCAAACAAGAGCAGCAUACCAAAAAUCAAUCGCCUCUUUCAAAAUUUCUUACAUCGUUAUAACUGUUAUAACUUAAUAUGUGUCCAUUCCCUUCAUUGAAUGGCUCUUAUGUACAUGUAUAUGAACAUGUGAUGCAUCAGUUGAAAAAACACCCAUAAAGCUUAGCCCAUCGAACUUACAAUGAUUUGAUUUUGAAAGAAUUUGUAAUAGCAUAUCAUGUUAACAUUCAAACAUGUGAGAUUGUAAUUAUUGUGGUUCUGAAUAGUC
Strongylocentrotus purpuratus (purple sea urchin) is the source of this 1056-nucleotide messenger RNA. RefSeq names its product UPF0711 protein C18orf21 homolog. The record is from RefSeq and is a predicted model, not a curated record. The coding region runs from base 75 to 851 and encodes 258 amino acids. Lineage: Eukaryota; Metazoa; Echinodermata; Echinoidea; Camarodonta; Strongylocentrotidae. The transcript is spliced from 7 exons.